AUGGCAUCCUCCGAAGUCGACCAGAAAUUCCUGGGUCACUUCGCCAAGACCACCAGCAUCGACAACAAUUAUCUAUCAAGCUUUCUGUUUCGCGUCCUGGGACUGUCAGUCAUCCUUGCCGAGAAAUUGCUGAAAGCACGCAAAGCAAAACAAUUAGACCCUGUACGAAACCCAAAGGACAAAACCUGCAUCAACCACAUAUUAUGGCUCGCACGCGAAGGCUUGGUAAUGGUCGAGCAGUAUAUUCUUCCCAUGGUCGGCAAUUAUGUCGAGUUGAAGGUGUUGGCGUAUAAGUUGCGCGCUAGCUUUUAUCACAUCUUUGUGCUUUUCCACAAUGACCCUCCUGUCAAUAAUCGAAUUAACAGAACACGUUCGGGAUCUGGAGGCCUCUAUUCGUUAUAUCCCGACCCCCUUACACCUAGAACACCCUCGACCUCGUCCGGCAAUUCACAGUCGAAUAGACGGCAGAGAUCGCCGGCAAUCAGUCUAGGUGGGCCAGUAGGUGGCAUAUCCACAACUCGAAUCCCUCCUGGCCUUGCCAUACCUGGGCAGUUGACGACUAACGGGAGCUCGUUAUUUAUCUGGCCCUCUGAAGACUACACUCCCCGUGCAACGAAUGCUUUUGCGGCAGCAAAUUCGCUUGCAGAGUCACUCCUGCCUGGUUCUCAUCCUGUCCGCUUAUCAGUGAAAGUGGAAUACGUGGCUUACCUUUACGAUUGCCUCGGCGAACGCGACCAGAGUCGUCGCGCAGCACGACUUGCCAUCCGACAAGUCUACGAAGCAAAGGAGGGAAUGGACGAUGAGAGCUUUGAAGAUGCUGCUGAGAUGGUAGGCAUGUUAGGGCGAAUGAUGAAGCGUGGUUUGCAGCCACAGAGUCAGCCGUCCUUACAGCAGCCGAUUUCUGCUCCGCCCGAAAGACCGAUCCCUCCUAUACCCACGACAACGCAGACAAAGAGUCCACGACAUGCAAAGCAGUCAAGUACGACUUCGCAGAGCCCUGGACGGAGCCCUGGUAGAGGGAGGCGGGGCCAGAGCGCAAGCAAAGGUGUCAACCCGCCAACGACUCAGCCAACGACUUGGGUGUAG
Molecule: messenger RNA, 1086 nt
Organism: Lithohypha guttulata
Lineage: Eukaryota; Fungi; Ascomycota; Eurotiomycetes; Chaetothyriales; Trichomeriaceae
Exons: 2
Coding region: 1-1086 (361 amino acids)
Source: RefSeq, a predicted model, not a curated record